AUGGCUCGAGUAACCGCAGAGUUAAGAAUAAAUAUGAGCCCACACCAUGAGGGUCCUAUUUGGGCAGCACUCGGCAUUGAUAUGGCUACGAAUACUCAAGAUCGACUGGCCACCCAACACCUGAUUAAAGAGAUCUAUAAUCCCAUUCUGUACAACGCUCUUCAACAAGGAAGACCUUGGAACGGAACAUUCAGAGGUCAUUGUGGAUUUGAGGUCAGACGCAGGAUUACUGCUAGGCAACAUGAGUUGCCAGCUGUAGUUCUUGCUCAUGUCCCAGACUCAGCGGAGCUUACCGAGCGUAUAUUCGAUGUUCUUCGAUUUUACCGCUUCACUGAUCCCACAUGGAGAGUCACUGAUCCUAAUUAUCCUAUUUUUGAAGUUUUCUCUCUCCCUGCUCCUGCGGGUGGUCUUGCCCCUCGCCCUGGCCCUGGCUUUUCUCUUCUCCCUGCCCCUGCACCUGCCCAUGCCCCUGCUCCUACUCCUGCUCGUCUUACUCGUGCUCGUGCACGUGCUCUCGUCCCUUCUCCUGCUCCUGUUCUUGCCCCCGUGACUACUUCUAGUCAUAAUAUUACCCCGGUUCCCACUCGUGAUCGUACUAUAUUUCCUAUUGCUUCUCCGAAUUAUGUCCCUGCCCCAGUACUUCCUAUUAGUCCUGUUCCCAAGACUGCUACGAAGGAUACUUUUUGGGCUUCCGGUAAGUACCAUUCCCCUUAUUCCCCUGCUGUCCCUUUCAUUCAACCUAGCAUUGACCCUCUUCCAGACUCCCGUCUCCUUGUUGCACCGGAAGACAUUCAUUCCCCUAUCCCAGAUGACUUCUAUAUUGCUGAUACUACAGAAGCUCCAUCUCCGCCCCGCACUGAAUUCGGUAUUUCCACAAGUACUAUUGAACAAGGCAAACGCAAGCGGACUAGGGAUGACGAAAAGGACGGAGAAACUUCUCCGCCACAAAAGAAAAGAUCGAAGGCCUCGCGGUUGCCAAAGGGGAAGGUUGAAUGGAGUACCUUCACUACUCUAAGUGAUUCGUCUUCAAAUGACGAAGAAAUUCUGGACGCCGAUGGUGAUGCAUGGAUGGGUGAAAGUUUUACGCCUUACAAGAUUAAGAAUAAGUCUGUUGAACCAGACAGUAGCGUGUGGUCUUCGAUGCGAGAUUAUUUCCUUCUUAAGGCCCGUGAACCCACUCCAGAUGACCAAGAUGAGGAGCAAGGUUUGGAGAUAGGUGAGUGA
This is a messenger RNA of Penicillium psychrosexuale, 1224 nucleotides long. RefSeq lists its product as uncharacterized. Bases 1 to 1224 code for a protein of 407 amino acids. The record is from RefSeq and is a predicted model, not a curated record. NCBI's taxonomy places the organism in Eukaryota, Fungi, Ascomycota, Eurotiomycetes, Eurotiales, Aspergillaceae. The transcript has a single exon.